Messenger RNA from Mercurialis annua (annual mercury), 2665 nucleotides. RefSeq names its product internal alternative NAD(P)H-ubiquinone oxidoreductase A1, mitochondrial-like. NCBI's taxonomy places the organism in Eukaryota, Viridiplantae, Streptophyta, Magnoliopsida, Malpighiales, Euphorbiaceae. Gene Ontology annotation, molecular function: NADH dehydrogenase activity. The transcript is spliced from 8 exons. The record is from RefSeq and is a predicted model, not a curated record. The coding region runs from base 866 to 2461 and encodes 531 amino acids.
UAUGGAGUGCUGAAAUUCGUUGUUCUAGUUGUUUCUGCCAUGGUUGUAAAUUUAAAAUUUUCAUGGUUUUUUUUAAUGUAUGUGAUGUGAUCUUUCCCAGUAAAAAAAAAUCACAUUUUCUGCUAGGAUUUUAGUAUCUGCUCAUUAAAAUAAUACCAUAUCUUGUAAUAUAAGGAAUAUUCUAACACUUAUGCCAGAUCUGUCACUUUUAAACUGUAAAAUGAAAGUAUAUUUUUCUGAAUCUAAUGUUAUUCCCAUGUUUAUAAUGGUAUGUAUAGUACAGCAUCUAAAUUCAGUAUUUCGAUUAGUAAUUUUUUUAACAUACAAACCAAUGCUGACCCUGGAUCACAUGGAUUAAAUUUUUGCAAUUGUUUAAUGGCAGCCUCUAGCUCUGUACAUGCUGUGAAUUUUUUAAUCAGGUUACCAACUUGUGUAUAUACUGUCAAAAUGUAGUUCAAAAAAAUUAGAAGAUGAGAUUUUUUUUGCUGAAAUUUAAUCAUUUAGUAUAAAAAGUUUACAAAUUUCAGGUAUGUUUGGAGUAUAUGACAGGUUAUUAUUUAUGCUUAUGAGUUAUGAGGAAAGCUAAGUUUAGUUUUGUUUUUCUUGUCUCAAUUAGUCUUGGAAAAGAUCGUUCUCACACCAACCAAACUCCUAAAAUAAAAUUUUCUUUGGACUUUACUUUGGAUUUGUUUUACUUGCUGUCUUUUCUUGUCCGAAUCCCGUCGAAUUGUCUUGUUCUAUUUAAGUCUAACCUUGUGCUCUUCUUUGCAUUAUACAUGCCAUUGCCAUUGCCAUAGCUAAUUUGCUCACUCUUGUGCAGAUUCAAUAGUAAAGAUCAGAUCUUUUAUUCAGAACAGAAACUCUCAUGGCAUUUGCUAGAAUUGCCAGGACUGGCUUGCGAAGAACAGGAUGCACAAGCGGUAGUUAUGCUAGUCAUAAGUUGUAUUCAUCUUCCUUCGAAAAUGUGGCAGCAGGCAGCAAUUUUUCGUACCUUUCGAGCAUUAACAGGGUAAAUCAUUCAAGUUAUUGGAGCAGGGGAAUCAGUGGAACCCCAAGUUACCAAUUUCCUAACGCGGAGAGAAUCAUAGAUGAGCAUGAUGAACCUAAGUAUCCGGGUUUAGAAGCGACCAAACCUGGCGAAAAGCCGAGGGUGGUUGUACUUGGGACCGGAUGGGCAGCAUGCCGAUUCAUGAAAGGACUUGACACCAAGAUUUAUGAUGUUGUUUGCAUAUCACCAAGAAAUCACAUGGUUUUUACUCCUUUACUUGCUUCAACUUGUGUCGGAACACUUGAAUUUCGAUCUGUAGCUGAGCCUGUUAGCCGAAUACAAUCAGCAUUGUCAGGAGAUGCCAACUCAUAUUUUUACCUAGCUUCCUGCAAUGGCAUUGACACAGACAAACAUGAAGUAUACUGUGAGACUGUUAGCAAUGGUGGAUUACCGCAGGAGCCUUACAAGUUUAAAGUUGCAUAUGAUAAACUUGUGAUUGCUUCUGGGGCUGAGCCUCUGACAUUUGGUAUCAAGGGAGUAGAGGAGCAUGCAUUUUUUCUUAGAGAAGUAAAUCAUGCUCAAGAAAUAAGGAAGAAGCUCCUCUUGAACCUCAUGCUCUCUGAAAAUCCAGGCAUAUCUGAAGAAGAGAAGAAUCGUCUCUUACACUGUGUUGUCAUCGGAGGUGGUCCUACAGGGGUCGAAUUUAGCGGUGAAUUGAGUGAUUUUAUCUUGAAAGAUGUUCGAGAGCGGUAUACUCAUAUAAAGGAUCAUAUCAAGGUUACUCUGAUAGAGGCCAAUGAGAUACUAUCAUCUUUUGAUGUUGGACUACGGCAAUAUGCAACAAAUCAUUUGACUAAGUCUGGUGUCCGUUUUACAAGAGGUGUAGUGAAAGAAGUGCAUCCCAAGAAACUAGUUCUGAGCGAUGGAACUGAAGUUCCAUAUGGCCUAUUGGUAUGGUCUACUGGUGUCGGUCCAUCUAAGUUUGUAAAAUCACUAAAUGUCCCCAAGUCCCCUGGUGGAAGGAUUGGCAUUGAUGAAUGGUUGCGGAUUGGUUCUGUAGAAGAUGUGUUUGCACUUGGAGACUGUGCUGGUUUUCUUGAACAGACAGGGAGGCCAGUGCUUCCUGCUCUAGCUCAGGUAGCAGAAAGGCAAGGGAAAUAUCUAGUUAAACUGUUUAACAAGAUUGGACAUGAAAAUGGAGGCAAAGCUUUUUGUGCAAAGGAUGUUCCUCUUGGUGAUCCUUUUGUGUACAAACAUAUGGGCAGCAUGGCUUCAGUUGGACGUUACAAGGCACUGGUUGAUUUGCGCCAGUCUAAGGAUGACAAAGGCGUAUCAAUGGCUGGAUUCGUAAGCUGGUUAAUAUGGCGGUCAGCUUAUCUUACACGAGUUUUAAGCUGGAGAAACAGAUUUUACGUGGCUGUGAACUGGGCAACCACCUUUGUUUUUGGCAGAGAUAACUCCAGAAUUGGAUAGACUUCACCACCAUUAUCCACCACCUCUCCAAAUUCUUGAAUUUUCACAAUGCCUUGACCUUGAAGUAAGGUUUAAGUUGUUAAUUAAGAUGGAUUAGAAAAUAAAUUCCACACCUUACAGUUGUGAAUCUUUUGUUACUUCCAAGAAACCAAAGUGUUGUAAUCUGGAUGGUAUAAUUUCAUGUAAAUAAAAAGAUUUUGGCAA